Messenger RNA from Helicoverpa armigera (cotton bollworm), 1164 nucleotides. RefSeq lists its product as uncharacterized. NCBI's taxonomy places the organism in Eukaryota, Metazoa, Arthropoda, Insecta, Lepidoptera, Noctuidae. The record is from RefSeq and is a predicted model, not a curated record. The coding region runs from base 171 to 1085 and encodes 304 amino acids. The transcript has 5 exons.
UACUCAAACAGUGCAAAGUUAACAAAAAUAGAUUUCGUUUCAUUAUUCGCCGAAGAUAGCGAAUUGCACAAUAUUUAUGUGUACGCUGUGAUUCAUAAGUUUACACAUAAUUUCAGCCUCAGAGUACAUUUUCUAAGAUUUUUUUACUGGAAGAAAACUCUAUUUAAAUCAUGGCAGAAGACCGAGUUAUUGUGCCUGACGAUCGAAACUUCAUGUACAAAGCAAACAGUGGUGGCAUGAGAUUCAAAAUGAGAACCACUGGCCAUUUUCCUGAACUGGCUUUGAUAGCAGCACAUGACCCAAAUCUUUGUCUUUAUAAGAUUACACUUGGACAAGAAACCAGAGUCUACAAUUUUGGUGACAAGCAAGAAGAGAAAUUCCCCAUUGGAGAUAUUCAAAAUUUUCACUAUUUUAGAGAGUAUUACAUUUCCUGGCAUAGUAAUAAAAUUAAGAUAGGUGAAGUGGGCCACAAACCAUUUGUAAACUAUGAUAGAUUAUAUACAGAACCCAUUAUAGGAUUUGUAUUAUUUAGACCAGACUGCAAACAUUCAAUACCAGUGGAGUGGAUAGUUGAAUUAUCACCUGUUGAAUUAAUCACAGUACCAACUAAAAAAUUUCGUGACAGACUUCAGUGGCUUCCUAUGGUCAAUGGGAAGUUGCCUCGAAAUGCAAUGAUUGGUGGGUUUGAAAAUGAACCCACUUAUAUAGCCAGAGCUGAACAUAAUAAUUCAUUAUGUCCUGGGAAGUAUGUACCGUCAAUUGGCAAGGCAUUUGUUGCUUGGGGCGGGAGAGAAUUUGACAAACAGAAUUUUGAGAUACUAUGCGGGUAUAAUGCAAAAUGGAUUAAAACAAGAACCAAUUAUAUUCCUCAAAAUGCAUUUAUUGGAGGGCGCUCAGAAGUGCAGAAUGAACCUUUAUAUAUAGGUAGAGCUAAGAUAGAUCGCAAACUUAUACCUGGGAAGGUCCAUGUUCGCUAUAAAACAUGCUAUUUGCCAUAUGAUGGCAAAGAGGUGGAAGUAUCCUUAUAUGAAAUAUUAGUCUUACCAGAUGAUGAAAUACCACAGGGUGUAGCCUUACCUUCCUAAUAUAUGAACAUAUAAUAUUAUCAAAUUUAAAAAAACAUAACAAAAAAAGAGUUUUAAUUAUACCUAAUAUUUACAUCCA